Messenger RNA from Sphaeramia orbicularis (orbiculate cardinalfish), 2662 nucleotides. Its product is annotated as deoxynucleoside triphosphate triphosphohydrolase SAMHD1-like. Bases 90 to 1532 code for a protein of 480 amino acids. Gene Ontology annotation, molecular function: dGTPase activity. Gene Ontology annotation, cellular component: nucleus. The transcript has 14 exons. Lineage: Eukaryota; Metazoa; Chordata; Actinopteri; Kurtiformes; Apogonidae. The record is from RefSeq and is a predicted model, not a curated record. Gene Ontology annotation, biological process: regulation of innate immune response; defense response to virus; dGTP catabolic process.
UGAUGAUCCAGGUUAUUAACUGACUGUCUUCAGAUCAGAAAGACAUUCACAGCAGAUUGAACCACUCACUGCUCACCACAAAAACCAUUAUGGCGACAGAGGAGCCAAAGAAGAAAACAGCAAGGGUACAAACUAAGGUGUUCAAUGAUCCUGUACAUGGACAUGUGGAGUUACACCCUCUUCUCUGCAAAAUCAUAGACACGCCUCAGUUCCAGAGACUUCGAAACAUCAAGCAGCUGGGAGGAGCCUAUUAUGUUUAUCCUGGAGCAUCCCACAACCGAUUUGAGCACUCAAUUGGGGUGGCACAUUUAGCAGGACAGUUUGCUCGAACUUUGAAAGAGAGGCAACUAGAGCUUGGAAUAGACGACAAAGACAUCCUUUGUGUGGAGGUUGCUGGUCUCUGCCAUGACCUGGGACAUGGGCCAUUUUCCCAUUUGUUUGAUGGAAACUUCAUUCCCAAAGUACGUCCAGGUCAUAAGUGGAAGCAUGAGGAAGCUUCUAUUGCCAUGUUUGACCACCUGAUGAGAGAAAAUGGUCUGGAGAAUGAACUAGAUGAGGACGACAGGGUCUUCAUUAAGGAAAUGAUUUUUGGACCUCUGGAACCUGAAACAUCUGAGAGAAAGGAGUGGCCAUACAAAGGACGAACAAAGGACAAGUCCUUCCUCUAUGAAAUUGUGUCCAACAAAAGAAAUGGCAUCGAUGUGGAUAAGUUUGACUAUUUUGCCAGGGACUGCCUCCAUUUGGGCAUGAAGAAUUCCUUUGACCACUGCCGUUUCAUCAAGUUUGCCAGGGUGUGCAAGGUGGCAGAAGAUGGCCAACCUGACGGGGAAUGGCAAAUCUGCAUUAGAGACAAGGAGGUGUCCAAUAUCUAUGAAAUGUUCCACACAAGGAGCCGUCUCCACAGAAGAGCCUACCAGCACAAAACGAACAAGAUCAUCGAGCUGAUGAUCACAGAGGCCUUUGAGAAAGCAGACAAACACAUCCGUAGAAAAGGUUCAGAUAGAGAGCUCAUUCUCUCUGAGACCAUAGAUGACAUGGAAGCCUACACCAAGCUGACCGAUCACAUAUUUGAUGAAAUACUCAACUCUUCCUCUGCUGACCUGAAGGAGGCCAGGGAAAUUCUGCAGAAGGUCGUCACUCGCAAAUUCUACCCAUAUCUGGGCCAAAUAAAGCGUCAGCAAAACCAAAACAUCACAGAGAUGGAACUCAAAGAACAACUGGCUGAAGAGUUCGGUGUCACAAUGAAGCCGAAUGACUUUGAAAUCAUUGUCAGUAAAAUUGACUUUGGGAUGAAACACAAAAACCCCAUUGACUACUUGCGUUUCUACAAGAAGGAUGACUCCAACAAGGCAUUUAGGUUUUCAGAUGACCAGGUGUCAGACUUUGUUUUGCCAAGGGUCUUUAGUGAGCAGUGGAUCCGCUUUUACUGUAGGAAGAGCCUCACCAACGAUGACCUAAAAGCUGCCAGAGAGACUUUUGAAAACUGGCGCCAAACAGUCCUCCAUCCUGAGCCAAAUGCAGAUGGUCCCUGAAGAAAAAGCAGGAAGGAGGAAAAGGAAAAUGAAAGCAAACACUCACUGAUUCUUUAUACAUGAAAAUUAUUACAUUUUUCCACAAUGUAAGUAGCUAAACUUGGAUCAUGAAAACUUUUCACAGAAGAAUUUAUUAUAUCAUCAUGCCACAAAUUGCAUUGUUUUUAAAAAGCUUCUUUUAGGCUACGUUCAGACUGUGGUCGAAUCAGGCCCAAAUCCAAUUUUUUUGCCCAUGUGUGACCUGUUUCCGAUCUGUUAAAGACAGUUUGAACAGCACAAAUCUGAUUUUUUUCAAAUCCAACCCAGGCCACUUUCAUAUGUGGUCCUAAAUCUGUUACGUACCUGAUAUUGUGCAAUGCUACUUCAGCUGAACAGCCAGGUUGCAUUUAUUCGAUCUUUACGUCAUUGAAAUGGGACAAAUGUCACAAUUCUGCGUUCCAGGAGUGUUACUUCCAUAUACACAGUGUGUGCCUGUGUGGUCACAUAUUACAUCAGGACCUCUUUUGCGUAUGCGGGUCACUUCACGGUCACGUUCAGUUCAUACUCAAAACUGAUAGAGGUCACAUUUAAUAUAUAAUAUGAACGAGCACACAAAAAAAUCAGAUUUCACAAAAAAAUCCUAAUUGUGCAUUAAGACCUGCUGUCUGAAUGUAGUUUACUGUCUCUUUUUACAGCUGCUGACAUUAGUGAAAUCACUUGUACAUUUUUUUUUUUUGGUUUUUUUUUUUAAUUUAAUCAUUUGGUGUGGUGUGGUUAAAAAAUGGUCUAGUUUUUCUACUGUUAACUUUUUUCAGUUAUAGCGUGUGUCUUGAUCAAUGUGUUAAAUGUAACUGUUUACAUAUAUGGGUUCAUAAGGUUGGUGAUGGAUGAUCAUCUUUAACUCUUUAUUGUAGCUACUCACAUACACAGCUCAAGAUGCUUUAUAGUAACCACCAGUACUUAAUAGAUUUGGAGAUUUGGUUUUUGCUCAUAAUUUGAAAACUAUGUUUGAAAUGUAUGUGUUGUGUUUGUAAUUUAAAAUAUAUGAGGAAAUAUUGAUAUUGGUAACCUACAGACUUUUCCUGCUCUGUUUAGAAUCAAAACUAUUAUUUGCUUGUGUGUGAUCUAAUAAAAAUAAAUUGUCAACAACA